Molecule: messenger RNA, 1219 nt
Organism: Stylophora pistillata
Lineage: Eukaryota; Metazoa; Cnidaria; Anthozoa; Scleractinia; Pocilloporidae
Product: beta-1 adrenergic receptor-like
Biological process (GO): G protein-coupled receptor signaling pathway
Cellular component (GO): membrane
Molecular function (GO): G protein-coupled receptor activity
Source: RefSeq, a predicted model, not a curated record
UCUUCCAAAAGCAACGCAGCUGACAGGUGUGUUUCUUUUAGAGAAACUAGAAAUAUCUUUAAAUAACAAAGACAACCUUCGUGAUAGGUAGAAUAGAAAGUGACAUGCCGAAUGCAACAAGCAACCAUACGCGCGGAUUCAUUCGUAUUCAACAACCGUACGUUUGGUAUUGGGUUUUGAGAGGAAUCAUUGCAUUGUUAAGCAUCGCUGGGAAUGGACUUGUCAUCUACUUCGUUGUUUCUAAACGACGCCUGCGUGUAAGCAGCAACUGGUUCGUGCUAUCCUUGGCAGUUGCUGAUUUUUGUGUCGGUUUGUUUACAACGCCGAGUGAACUUAUUUGCACAUUCUGCUAUCAAUGCGAUUGGCGUUUCCAGUUCUCAUUCUACAAUUUUCUACUCUUUGCUUCCACGUUAAACUUGUGGGCAAUGGCAAUAGAUAGAUAUAUCGGGAUUGUACAUUCUUUACGUUACACAUCUCUCAUGACAGGCGGACGGGUCUUCGCACUAAUAAGCAUGGCGUGGGGAAUCUCUCUUAUUGCGCCGUUUGCGCGUUUUAUUUGGUGGUUUAGUGACUCCGUUGAACUGAAAAAGGUUGACAAAUACUAUCGAGUUGCACUCGAUCUUUUUUUCGGUGUUUUUUCGUGUGUCGUACUGUUAUUCAUUUACCUCCGUGUACUGUUCAUUUCUCGCAGACUCGCGAGACAAACAGCCUCGCAUAUGAAAGACAUCAAUUUUAACCAUGGUCAGGGUGAAGAUCUUCACUUACAUGGCGUCUCAUCCAAGCGUCGUCGACGGCCCCGGAGAAAUUCAACUUCAAUUGCGGUUCUCGGAUCAGUGAUUUUCUUAUUUGUUAUUUGCUACAGUUUAAACAUCUACAUUUCUUUUUGUGCGAAUUUUAAGCUUCGUUUAGUAAGUCCUUUAGUCAGUUUAACUUCUUUCUUACUGUUACACUGUAAUUCGUGCGUUAAUAUGGUGGUAUAUGCAUUCAUGAAAAGUGAUAUUCGCAGAGAACUAAGACGCUUGUGUCGAUGUGGAAGCUUAACGGAUCUUCAGUCUCAAUCAAGGGAAUUCUCUCUUAAUCAAGCUGGAAAUACGAGCGGUACAUUGUGACUUGUUAAUUAACUAUAUGGUCACUUUUUCGUAAUAGCUAAAUUAUGUUAUGUUGGAUCCGGAGUGAUUAGGGUUCGUAUGAGACAAAACAUAUUAUGCUGUAUGAUCAA